ACGAUGUGACGUCGAAUUCAAGAUGGCGGGUCCCCGAGCCACGAUGAAAUUUUGGAAGCCGGGGUCCGAAGCGCCUGGGAUCUCCGAGGAACGUGAACUCAACACCGAGAUCACUGGCUCCACUGUCGUCUUCAACCCUUUUAUUUCCCUUUCCAUAGAAAAGCAGAGACAGAAGCUCCCCGUUUUCAAGCACAGAAACAACAUCCUGUACUUGGUGGAACGCUUUCAGACGGUCAUCGUAGUUGGGGAAACCGGAUGCGGGAAGACCACACAGAUCCCCCAGUACCUGCUGGAGGCCGGCUGGGCGGCAGAGGGGAGGGUGAUUGGCGUGACGCAGCCUCGACGUGUGGCUGCUAUCUCUGUGGCCGGCCGUGUUGCGGAGGAGAGAGGCGCCCGGUUAGGGCAUGAGGUGGGCUACACCAUUCGAUUUGAUGACUGCUCUGACCCUCAAGCUACAAGGAUCAAGUUCCUUACAGAUGGAAUAUUAGUCCGGGAGAUGAUGGCUGAUCCCCUGUUGAAAAAAUACAGUGUGUUGAUGCUGGAUGAAGCGCAUGAGAGAACCCUGUACACGGACAUCGCCAUCGGUCUGCUAAAGAAGAUCCAGAAGAAACGUCAAGACCUGCGGCUGAUUGUGGCCUCUGCCACUCUGGAUGCCAAGAAAUUCCAUGAGUUCUUCAACCUGAACGAAUCUGGAGAUCCCAACAAGGACACGUGUGGCAUCCUAACUGUGGAGGGCCGCAGCUUCCCGGUUGAUAUUUUCUACACUGUCAGCCCUGUACCCGACUAUUUGAAGGCCGCAGUGGAGACUGUGAUGAAGAUACACGAGACAGAAGAUGCUGGAGAUGUUCUGGUGUUCCUUACCGGGCAGGAAGAAGUGGAGAAGGUGGUGUCCCUUUUACAGGAACAGGCCAGGUCCAUGUCACGACAAGGGAUGAAGAAACACCUGAGAAUUUUGCCAAUGUAUUCCGGUUUACCUUACGCCGAGCAGAUGAAGGUCUUUGAGCGGGUGCCCGUCACAGUUCGCAAAGUGGUGGUGGCCACUAACAUAGCUGAGACAUCCAUCACCAUCAAUGGUAUGGUUUUUGUCAUCGACUGUGCUUUUGUCAAACUCCGUGCGUAUAACCCCAGCACUGCCAUUGAGUCACUGGUGGUGACUCCCAUCUCCAAGGCUUCAGCAAGCCAGCGAGCAGGGAGAGCCGGCCGGAACCGACCGGGGAAAUGCUUCAGACUCUACACAGAGGAGGACUUUGAGAAACUGCCUCAGUCUACUGUGCCAGAGAUGCAGCGCACCAACUUGGCCCCAGUUAUCUUGCAACUCAAAGCUUUAGGCAUUGACAAUGUUCUGCGCUUCAGCUUCCUUUCGCCUCCUCCAGCCCAGAGUAUGGUUCAGGCUCUUGAGCUUCUUUACGCUCUGGGAGGCCUGGACAAUUACGGACGUUUGACCGAUCCCAUGGGCGUGCGCAUGGCGGAAUUCCCACUUAGUCCCAUGUUUGCCAAGAUGCUCCUGGAGUCGGGAAACUUUGGCUGCUCCAAAGAGAUUGUCACCAUUGCGGCGAUGAUGCAGAUUCAGAAUAUCUUCGUUGUACCUCCCAAUCAGAAGAAAGCAGCUGCACGUCAGCACAGGAAAUUUGCCGUUGCUGAAGGAGAUCACCUCACCAUGCUGAAUGUGUACGAAGCUUACAUGAAGCACCAGAAGAGCUCCAAGUGGUGUCAGGAGCAUUUUCUCAAUUACAAAGGUCUGCAGCGCGCCGUGACAGUACGAGAGCAGCUGCGGCGUCUCAUGGCCAAGUUCAAGGUGGUGUGGACUUCCAGCGAAGGUGAUCCUGAUGUCAUCCUGAGGUGCAUUGUGUCUGGGUUUUUUGCUAAUGCAGGGCGCAUUCACCACUCUGGUUCCUACCGGACUUUACGGGAUGAUCGCGAGCUUCACAUCCACCCCAACUCUGUACUGUAUGGAGAAAAACCGCCAAAAUGGGUUGUCUUCAAUGAAGUGUUGCAGACAAGCAAGUACUUCAUGCGAGAUGUGACUGCAGUGGAGUCGUCCUGGCUGGUUGAGUUGGCCCCUCACUUCUACAAGCAGGCUAAACACGGUUCACUUGGCAGCAAGCGAUCCCGUAUCCUGUAAACCUGUUCAUCGUUUCGCCCUCUCAGUGUAUACAAAGAUGUCAUAUUUAUUGAUCAUGUCCACAUGCACAACUUUGAUCAUGCUCGACAGCAUUUGAUUUUUUUGGUAGAAACCUUUAAAUUAGAUCCGUGUGCGCGGGAUUGUUGAUGAAUGUGAGAAGAACUCAUACUUGUACAUAGUCAGAGAAGGCUCAGGUCCGGGGAAUGCUUGCAGUCAUACCUGGUUUGAGGCUUUAUUAUUUUUUUAGAAGUUGUAUUCUUUGAUUGGUGGAUGACAAAUGGAUGGAAAAUAAUGAAAUGUGAGGAUAUUUUCCCAUUUUGACCCUUGUUUUCUUUCUCAAUUCAUUUGUCCUCUCAUAACCUAGGUGCCUUUAGGAAUGUAACUGAUAACUUCCCCUCCGGUUAAUUUUUAGUUUAUUAGUCCUGUGAUGACACUGUGAAAAGACCUUCUUUACCUGUUGUGUAAACAUCCUACUUGAAGUCCAGAUUGUGCAGCCUUUUCACCGUUCAGUGCCAAUUUCCUUCCAUCAGCCUGUUUCUCAUUUCAUUCCUCAAUGAAUUGUGCAAAUACACGCAAGCGUUGCACACGGAAAUCUGUGAAAACCAGACAAUGUGACGUGAUGUGGCUGCUGACGUAGCGACUUUAAAUGACAUUAAAUGCACUUGGAUGUAGCCUAAAGCCUCAAAAGAACUAACAUUUAUAAAUCCUUUACAUUUUUUUUUAAUAGCGCUUAAAUCGUUCUGAUCUUAUCAUCUCUACAGUACUAUAGUUCAAUAAAUAGGCUUGCGACAGUGUGACUUACUAUACAAAUGCUUUUGUCAGGUUUCCCUCCAUUUCAGCUAAAACGUCAGCAAAUCGUCCAUGACAAGUUUGUGAUUAUAUUACAAGAAUUGCUAUUAAUCCAGCGCAUUCAGUAAUUUAGACAGACUUAGAUGAAGUUCCACUGCUGUAGAUCUGUAAAACCAAUCGCAGCCCACAGAAGCACAAAAUACAGUAGCUAGGCAACCCGACCGUUGCAUGUUUUAAAUGGUCUGAUGCAUAUUCAUAAAGUUAUUGCCGGCAUAAACGAUUAUCACCUUCCAUUUCUUCCUCACAUCCUCGAUUAAAAGCUUAACACUGCA
This is a messenger RNA of Phycodurus eques (leafy seadragon), 3243 nucleotides long. It is a transcript of the gene dhx35, whose product is annotated as DEAH-box helicase 35. Lineage: Eukaryota; Metazoa; Chordata; Actinopteri; Syngnathiformes; Syngnathidae. Gene Ontology annotation, molecular function: RNA binding; ATP binding. The transcript has 21 exons. The record is from RefSeq and is a predicted model, not a curated record. Bases 23 to 2122 code for a protein of 699 amino acids. Gene Ontology annotation, cellular component: catalytic step 2 spliceosome; intracellular anatomical structure.